This is a messenger RNA of Asparagus officinalis (garden asparagus), 6385 nucleotides long. RefSeq names its product brefeldin A-inhibited guanine nucleotide-exchange protein 2-like. Gene Ontology annotation, biological process: regulation of ARF protein signal transduction. NCBI's taxonomy places the organism in Eukaryota, Viridiplantae, Streptophyta, Magnoliopsida, Asparagales, Asparagaceae. Gene Ontology annotation, cellular component: trans-Golgi network. Gene Ontology annotation, molecular function: guanyl-nucleotide exchange factor activity. The record is from RefSeq and is a predicted model, not a curated record.
AUGAGCCUAGAAGUAAGGGCGAAGUCUCCUUGCUGUGAUGAUAAGGGCGAAUGCAGCCUUCUCUAUGAGGGGGUAGUUGAGCUCGCCCGCUUUGAGGAUUCGGCUCACAUAGUAAACGAGCUUCUGGAUGUUCUCCUCUUCUCGAAUGAGGACGGAGCUGACAGCUUCGGAGGAGACAACCAUGUACAAGUUCUUGCUUCCCCUUUAAGUUUUGAAGAAUGGGAAGCUCCUCUCAGUAGAUUUGGAGAGCAAUCAUCCCAGAGCUGCUAUCUUCCCCAUUCAACUUCUGGAUAUCCUUUAAGGUGCGUAGCUCAGAUUUUUGACUCCGAAGCCAUUUCCCAAAACACACCUCUGGCCGCCAUUCCAAAUGCCCCUCACUUACCAGAUCUAAACCCUCUCUUCCCACAAUACCCUCGUCCCGCCGCCACGCCGCCGCUGGAAUUGGCUUCUUCGGAGCGAAUCUCGCCUGAACCAGAUCCUAAUCCCCGCUUCGAGAAGAUCAUCAAGAACGCCUCAUGGCGAAAGGACACUCGAAGCUCUCACCAGUGCAAAUCCCUAAUCGACCGCCUCUCUUCCCAAAAGCCCCACACCCUUCCCAAAAACGCCCCGGACUCCCCGGAACCUCCUCCCUCCGCCCUCCCCGGCCCUCUCCAGACUCCGCGGACCUCCGAUCUCUCCCUCGCCGACUCCGAAUCGAUCUUGACCCCUCUCAUCUCAGCUUGCGCUUCGAAUUCGAUUAAGAUCGCCGAUCCAGCCCUUGAUUGCAUUCAGAAGCUAGUUUCUCACAAUUUGCUCCGCGGCGAGGCCGAUCCGGCUGCGGGCCCCUCCGCACGACUGCUAUCGCAGCUCAUUGGAGCCGUGUGCGCUUGCCACACGCUCGGCGACGACACUGUCGAGCUCCUCGUGAUCAAAACCCUUCUUUCUUCUGUCACUUCGACUUCUUUGAGGAUACAUGGUGAUUGCUUGCUUCAGAUCGUUAGGACUUGUUACGAUCUCUACUUGUUGAGCAAGAAUCCUAUCAAUCAGACUACGGCGAAGGCUUCUUUGAUUCAGAUGCUGGUGAUUGUGUUUCGAAGAAUGGAGGCGGACUCAAAGUUACCGCUGCCAGAUGCAAUGCCGAAUUGCUGCUGGCUGAGGCUGAUGGAGCCUAUGGGAGAUCGGCCUGGGCCAGUUGCUGAUGUUAACAUGGCUCAAUUUGUGCAGGGUUUCAUUACUAAGAUUAUUGGGGAUAUUGAUGUGGUUUUGAAUCCAGUGACUCCUUCGACGGUUCAAAGGACUCAUGAUGGUGCAUUUGAAACCACGGCGGUGGAGCAUACAAACCCUGCGGAUUUGCUGGACUCGACAGAUAAGGAUAUGUUGGAUGCUAAGUAUUGGGAGAUUAGUAUGUAUAAGACUGCUUUAGAGGGGAGGAAGGAUGAAUUGGGAGGAGAAGUUGGUGUUGUUGAUAGGGAUGAUGAUUUGGAGGUUCAGAUUGGGAAUAAAUUGAGACGAGAUGCAUUUUUGGUGUUCCGGGCUCUUUGUAAGCUCUCGAUGAAGACACCGCCUAAGGAUGCAUUGGCAGAUCCGACGCUGAUGAGGGGGAAGAUUGUAGCUUUGGAGCUGCUGAAGAUCCUAUUGGAGAAUGCCGGAGCUGUGUUUAGGACGAGCGAUAGGUUUUUAGGUGCAAUUAAACAAUAUUUAUGCUUAUCACUACUGAAGAACAGUGCGUCAACUCUUAUGAUAGUUUUUCAGUUAUCUUGUUCCAUUUUCAUGAGCCUUGUUUCAAGAUUCAGACCAGGAUUAAAGGCAGAAAUUGGAGUUUUCUUUCCAAUGAUUGUCCUCAGAGUUUUGGAAAAUGUUGCCCAACCUAUUUUUCAGCAAAAGAUGAUAGUACUUCGGUUCUUGGAAAAGCUCUGUAUGGAUUCACAGAUUUUAGUUGACAUUUUUGUUAACUAUGAUUGUGAUGUCCACUCACCAAACAUUUUUGAGAGGAUGGUCAAUGGCCUGCUUAAAACUGCUCAAGGUCCCCCGCCUGGUGUUCCUACGACCUUAGUACCCCCUCAGGAUGUCACCAUGAAAAAUGAAGCUAUGAAGUGCUUGGUGGCAAUUUUGAAGUCAAUGGGGGAUUGGAUGAACAAACAGUUGAGAAUACCAGAUCCUCUUUCUCCUAAAAGUUACGAAACUCUUGAGAAUAAUGAUGAAGGUGGAAGUGAUGUUUUUGUGCCAAAUGGCUAUGUGGAGGAGGUUGCUGAAGGCAUGGAGUCUCAUUCUGAAUUUGCAAAUGGAGUCUCAGAAGCUGCAUCAUUGGAACAGAGGCGUGCUUACAAGCUUGAACUUCAGGAAGGUAUAAAUCUUUUCAACCAAAAGCCUAAGAAAGGAAUUCAGUUUCUUAUUAAUGCAAAGAAGGUUGGUGAUUCAGCAGAGGAAAUAGCUGCGUUCCUUAGAAAUGCUUCUGGGUUGAACAAAAUGAUGGUUGGGGAUUAUCUAGGAGAGAGGGAAGAUUUAUCUCUAAAGGUCAUGCGUGCAUAUGUUGAUUCUUUUGAUUUUCAAGAUAUGGAGUUUGAUGAAGCAAUCAGGACCUUUCUGCAAGGCUUUAGGUUGCCAGGAGAAGCACAAAAGAUUGAUCGGAUCAUGGAAAAAUUUGCUGAGCGUUAUUGCAAAUGCAAUCCAAAGGCUUUUAGUAGUGCUGAUACUGCUUAUGUCCUUGCAUACUCAGUAAUACUGCUCAACACCGAUGCACAUAAUCCUAUGGUCAAAAACAAGAUGUCUCCAGAUGACUUCAUAAGGAACAAUCGUGGUAUUGAUGAUGGAAAAGAUUUACCUGAAGAGUAUAUGAGAUCUUUAUAUGAAAGAAUUUCAAGGAAGGAAAUAAAGAUGAAAGAAGAUGAUUUGGCUCCUCAACAAACACAAUCUAUGAAUUCUAACAGGAUCUCAGGCUUGGAUAGCAUUUUAAAUAUUGUGAUCCGCAAGAGAGGAGACCAACUUAUGGAGACUAGUGAUGAUCUUGUAAGGCAUAUGCAAGAGCAAUUCAAAGAAAAAGCUCGCAAGUCCGAAUCAGUAUAUUAUGCAGCAACGGACGUCCUAAUCUUGAGGUUCAUGAUUGAGAUAUGCUGGGCACCUAUGCUGGCUGCCUUCAGUGUUCCGCUUGACCAAAGUGAUGAUGAAAUAGUGAUAAGCUAUUGCCUCGAAGGAUUUCGUGCUGCGAUCCAUGUUACAGCAGUCAUGUCUAUGAAGACUCAUAGAGAUGCCUUUGUUACUUCAUUGGCGAAGUUCACAUACCUCCACUCAGCUGCUGAUAUCAGACAGAAGAAUAUUGAUGCAAUUAAGGCAAUUAUGUUAAUUGCAGAUGAAGAUGGUAACUAUCUGCAAGAAGCCUGGGAGCAUGUCUUGACAUGCGUUUCACGGUUUGAGCAUUUGCAUCUCUUGGGCGAGGGUGCUCCUCCAGAUGCUGCAUUUUUUGCAGUACAACAAAAUGAGCUUGACAACUCCAAACAAGCUAAGACAUCAAUCCUUCCUGUUUUGAAAAAGAAAGGACCUGGCCGCAUGCAAAAUGCAGGUACAACUGCAAGGAGGGGCACAUAUGAUAGUGCUGGUGUUGGUGGUCAUGCUUCUGGAUCAGUUACAUCUGAACAGAUGAACAACUUGAUUUCCAAUCUGAAUAUGUUAGAACAAGUUGGAAUAUCUGAGAUGAACCACAUAUUUAUAAGGAGUCAAAAAUUGAAUAGCGAGGCAGUAAUUGAUUUUGUGAAAGCUCUUUGUAAAGUUUCAAUGGAAGAGCUGCGAUCUACAUCUGAUCCACGAGUUUUUAGCCUGACAAAGAUAGUUGAGAUUGCGCACUAUAACAUGAAUCGUAUAAGGUUAGUUUGGUCAAGCAUCUGGCAUGUCCUGUCUGAAUUUUUUGUAACUAUUGGCUGCUCAGAGAACCUCUCAAUUGCGAUAUUUGCAAUGGAUUCUUUGCGCCAGCUGGCAAUGAAGUUCCUAGAGAGAGAGGAAUUGGCCAACUACAAUUUUCAGAAUGAAUUUAUGAAGCCUUUUGUCGUCGUUAUGCGCAAAAGCAGAGCUGUCGAGAUCAGAGAGUUAAUUAUUAGAUGUGUCUCUCAGAUGGUACUGACUCGUGUUAAUAAUGUCAAGUCUGGGUGGAAAAGCAUGUUCAUGGUCUUUACAACUGCAUCAUAUGACGAGCACAAAAAUAUUGUUCUUCUGGCCUUUGAGAUUAUUGAGAAGAUUGUGAGGGAUUACUUCCCUUACAUAACUGAAACUGAAACCACAACCUUUACGGAUUGUGUGAAUUGUCUUAUUGCUUUCACAAAUACUCGGUUUAACAAGGAUAUAAGUCUCAAUGCUAUUGGUUUUCUUCGUUUCUGUGCGGCAAAGCUUGCUGAAGGAGAUCUUGGUUUUUCCGCAAGGAAUAAGGACAAGGAAAAAGAUGGGAAACUAGAUAGCUCCCAGUUGCUUGAUAAAGAAGAUCACCUGCAUUUCUGGUUUCCUUUAUUAGCAGGAUUAUCUGAACUUACCUUCGACCUUAGGCCUGAAAUUAGGAAAAGUGCUCUGCAAGUGCUAUUUGAUACGUUACGCAACCAUGGUCAUCAUUUCUCCUUGCCCUUAUGGGAAAAAGUGUUUGACUCUGUACUUUUCCCGAUAUUUGACUAUGUAAGACAUGCUAUAGACCCUUCUGGUGGAACCUUGCAUGAACAAGGAAUUGAAAACAAUUCAAGCGAGCUAGAUCAAGAUGCAUGGCUUUAUGAAACAUGCACUCUGGCUCUCCAGCUAGUUGUUGAUCUCUUUGUAAAAUUUUAUGAUACUGUUAAUCCACUGCUGAGAAAAGUUUUGAUAUUGCUGACAAGUUUUAUAAAACGACCCCAUCAAAGCCUUGCUGGGAUUGGUAUUGCUGCUUUUGUCCGCUUGAUGAGUAACGCAGGAUCUCUCUUUUUGGAGGACAAGUGGUUUGAGGUGGUUACAUCAUUGGAUGAAGCUGCUGCAGCAACACUUCCAGAUUUUUCACUUAUAGUAUCAUCCGAUGCUCAUCUUGAGCAAUUGGCUAGAGAUAAAGGAAAUUCUUCUGUUGAGCCAGGUAAUGAAGAACCUGAAGGCUCAGAAGAUGAUUUGGAGAGUUCGAGAGCCCGAACCCUGUAUUAUGCAAUUAAUGAUGCUAAAUGUCGUGCUGCUGUUCAACUUCUGUUGCUUCAGGCUGUUAUGGAGAUUUAUAACAUGUUUAGAGCUUGUUUGUCAGCAAAGAACACUAUUAUACUCUUCCGAGCUCUUCACGCUGUCGCAUCACACGCUCACAAGAUUAACAGUGAUAGUUUGCUUAGGUCUAAGCUAUUGGAGCUAGGUCCAAUGACUCAGAUGUUGGACCCACCCUUACUUCGUCUUGAGAAUGAAUCCUAUCAAUUAUGCCUCACUCUGCUACAAAAUGUCAUCUUAGAUAGACCUGCUGAGGAUGGGGAUAAAGAAGUGGAUGCAUGCCUUGUUGAUCUCUGUACCGAGAUCCUUGAAGUGUAUCUUGACACGGCAAAAUCCGGGCUGCUGGUUCGCUCUUCAACUGGUGCUGAACAACAACCUUAUUGGCUUAUACCUAUUGGUUCUGGGAAAAGGAAAGAGCUAGCAUCAAGAGCACCUGUUGUUGUAGCAACUCUCCAUGCUAUAUGUGAAAUGGGGAAUCUCUCUUUUGAGAAGAAUUUGGCUCAUUUCUUUCCCCUCCUUGUGGGUCUUAUAAGCUGUGAACAUGGAUCCAGUGAGGUGCAGGUGGCCCUUAGUGACUUUCUUGGGGCAUGGGUUGGUCCUGUUCUGCUUCGUUCUUGUUGAAGCUGACAGAAGCUAAUCAUUAUACUGUGAGUUUCCAGGACGUGCCCUCUGGGACUCUUAUGCCCCACCCCAUCCCUUGCUACUUAUCCAGAUGUUAAUAGGGGCUGCUGUUUAUAAGCAUGAAAUGGGGGUGGAGUUUUGCGUCUCCUGCAAAUUUAGACGUUGCAAUUGUCCUAGGAACGAAGCAUGAGAAACAAGCAAAGUGUUGAAUUCUUGUGGCAUAUUAAGGAUAUGGGAGAAGUCUAUAAUAGUUUUAUAUAAUGAAUCAUGUGGGUUUUGUAAAGAGGAGUUGUUAUUUGUAGAAAAUGGUGAAAGUUGGUGGCGGUUCUUUAUGGUUUAGCCUAUUCUCGUUGUGUGCCAUAAUUUCGCAACACGAUAUGGAAAGGGAAAUAUGAAAAGUUCAGCCUGUUCCAUUGUAAGACAUAAAUGUGUUGAGAUUUUGCUGUUCUUUGUGUUUAUAAUGCAUCCUUGUAGAUUUUAUUUGCAUAAACUACCUGGUUAAGUGUUCAGGCAUGAUGAGUAGAUUCUAAGUUAUUCUCAAGUUAGCGCUGUGAUCUUUUUAUUUGUUUUUGGAUUCUCAGUGAGAUUUAAUCCUCCGGCA